GCCCUGGAACACGUGUGCAACAUGGCGGCUCCCGUAAGGACCUUAUGCUGUUCAGUGUUGAGACAGUCCAGUAAACAGUUUAGUACAACAUGUGGAGUUCAAGCUGGACAGAAGUGGAGGAAGGAACACGGACUUUCCCGAACUGGCUCAGAAUAUGGACCUCUGACAGAUUUGCCUGAUUGGUCCUUUGCAGAUGGACGACCAGCUCCUCCGCUAAAGGGCCAUCUGAGACGAAGGCAGGAGAGAGAAGCUCUAGCUCGACGGAUUGUGAUGCUGAGCUCAGAGGUGGACAAAGGAAUAGAGACCUGGAAGGAGAAGCAGGAAGAGGCCAAACGAUUAGAGGAGCACAAAAAGUCUCUUCUACUCAAACCCAAAGGGAAGCUGUUAAUGAAGAAGCCAUUUCAGAAUUAGAAACAGACACCUUUCCUGUUUUCUUUCUCUUUUAAUACUUAAUACUGUUCAGAAUUAUGGGAGAGCUAGAGUUCGAUUGUUUUGCCCCUGUGCAAGAGCAUAACAGGUUAUUGCUGAAAACAUACCGUCAUAUACCUGUUGAAGUCAUUGUUUUCCCUUGCUUUAUACAUUUUCUUCAAUAAUGUAAUAAAUAUUGUUUAUAGUUCA
Messenger RNA from Cololabis saira (Pacific saury), 618 nucleotides. It is a transcript of the gene mrpl52, whose product is annotated as mitochondrial ribosomal protein L52. The record is from RefSeq and is a predicted model, not a curated record. The transcript has 5 exons. The coding region runs from base 22 to 411 and encodes 129 amino acids. Lineage: Eukaryota; Metazoa; Chordata; Actinopteri; Beloniformes; Belonidae. Gene Ontology annotation, biological process: mitochondrial translation. Gene Ontology annotation, molecular function: structural constituent of ribosome. Gene Ontology annotation, cellular component: mitochondrial large ribosomal subunit.